AUGGAUAGUCAGCAAAAUAAAUACACUCCAAGCAUCCGAUUCAUAUUUAUACCGUCACAGUCAGUAGAUAUGGCAAACUCCACUUUGCACGUCUCUCCCCGCGGCGGUCAUCAUCCGAUCCAGAUCCAUCCAAUCCAACAAACAUGCGGGGAGAUGUUGCGAAUCGGCCGUCAGUGGCGGCGGGAGGGCGCCGACCUGUAA
Molecule: messenger RNA, 201 nt
Organism: Pochonia chlamydosporia 170
Lineage: Eukaryota; Fungi; Ascomycota; Sordariomycetes; Hypocreales; Clavicipitaceae
Exons: 1
Coding region: 1-201 (66 amino acids)
Source: RefSeq, a predicted model, not a curated record